Branchiostoma belcheri (Belcher's lancelet) is the source of this 1930-nucleotide messenger RNA. Its product is annotated as cellular tumor antigen p53-like. Gene Ontology annotation, biological process: protein tetramerization; apoptotic process; regulation of transcription by RNA polymerase II. The transcript is spliced from 11 exons. Bases 107 to 1444 code for a protein of 445 amino acids. Gene Ontology annotation, cellular component: nucleus. NCBI's taxonomy places the organism in Eukaryota, Metazoa, Chordata, Leptocardii, Amphioxiformes, Branchiostomatidae. Gene Ontology annotation, molecular function: DNA-binding transcription factor activity, RNA polymerase II-specific; RNA polymerase II cis-regulatory region sequence-specific DNA binding. The record is from RefSeq and is a predicted model, not a curated record.
GUCACUUCCGCGCCAUGCGGUGUGUAUUGCACGAUCUGUUGUAAGGUGGGUGUGCGACCGGAAAGCAGUUGGAAAUUCCAGUAUUACGUCCGCUUACAGAUUCACCAUGGAGGAUUCCCUGCCCUUCCCUGACCUUGACACUGACACACCGACGACCUUCGCUCAGCUGUGGAACGACACGAUAACUGAGGCGGACUUCGGUGUCCAUCCGUAUGAAGGCAGCCUGCUUCCCUUUUCCAGUGACAUGGGAGAGUUUUUCCAGCAGAUGGAAGGGAAUGUUCGGAACGUCAGUAACGACCACAGUUACAGCCAGCAUUCCGACCAGUCAGAACAGGACACAGCAACACCGGGGAUGGAGGCACAGGACAGGUCCCCGCAGGUGACCUCCAGCGUGACCUCUGGCCCAUCGGCGACCUCCUCGGACGUCCCGUCCACCACGGUGUACCCCGGACCGUACAGCUUCCAGGUGGGGUUCCCCCCGCAGACCCUCAAACCCAAGUCCAAGAAGCUGGCCUGGACCUGGUCUGAACCAUGCAAGAUGCUCUACGCUGACUUCAACAAGAUUUGUCCCUUCAACUUCAAGACGGUGCGCCCCCCUCCCGCGGGGUGUAUAAUCCGCGCCAUGGCGGUGUACCUGAAACACGAGCACAUCGGGAUGCCCGUCAAGCGCUGCGCAACGCACCGCGAAAACGACUUCAACAACUCGGACCCGCCCGCACACUUCCUGCACUGCCGGGGGAAGGCUGUCGAGUACCGGCAGGACCCCAGCACAGGGAGGCACUCGGUCAUCAUCCCCUACGAACAUCCGCAAGCGGGUACGGAGUGGUCCACCAUCCUGUACAAGUUCAUGUGCCGCAGCACGUGUCUGAAUCGACGCAGCAUGGCGGUCGUCUUUACACUGGAGGACUGCAGCGGCAGCGUCUUGGGUCGUCAGGCCGUGAAGAUUAAGAUCUGCUCCUGCCCGGGGCGAGACCGGGAACAAGACGAGGAGGGACUCCUUCCGCAGCCCGCACCUGGAUCUAAGAAACGGCCCAUCACAGACUCCAAGACGUCUCAAAAGAAGCGUAAGAAGUCCAGCGUGACCAGCAGCAGCACCACACAAGACGGGGAAGUCUUCACAGUAAACUGGCAGAUCCACGGCAGGAGGAACUACGAGACGCUGCUGAGAGUAAAGGAAGCUCUGGAGGCGCAACACCGGUGUGAGACUGACCCACAACACCAGUGUGAGACAGACCCUCAACACCGGUGUGAGACAGAUCCACAGGUCAUGGCCCUUGUCAGACCAGAGGUGGGGCCAGACCAGCAACAGCCUCCCACAGAGCCGACGCCCGGCAACCACACAGCCAAUCACAGCCCGGCUCUCAGCAGGUCACAGGGCUCACACAGUUCCCAGGUCAGGUACACGCUGCGCCGGACCAUCUCCAAACCCAAAUCCUGGGAGUGAACGACCUCCAGUAACCUCCGACAUGUCCUUAUUAGGAAGAAAGGACCAAAUACAGUUAUGAGGAGGCUGGGAGCCAAUCAGGGCAGCCGAUUCAGGCCAACAGCAUCAACCAAUGGGAGCCCUGGGUUCUGUCACUGUUCUUGUUACCCCGGCAACAGUUAACCAACGCUUCAGGUUACCAUGGUAAUGCCCUAACACUUAGGAAAACAGAAUGUCAUAACUCUGGGGAGCCAAUCACGAGGUGCCGACUCACAGUGGUUGCCAUUGGUUACAGCCAAUGAGAGCAGAGAUGAGGAUAAAUUCCUCCUUGUGUUCUUUUUGUAGAUUAUAAAGACCAAUAUAUAUUAUUGAUAUAACCUAUAUCAUAGUUCAUUAUUUACCUUUGUAGUUUAGAAGUAUUAUUGAUAACAAUUAUUGAUCAUUUUAUACCUUUAUUAAUGUAGUCUACAGGAUUUUCUGUAUAAUGUACAUGUAGUUCAGUGAGGU